CCAGUGUGUGUCAUUUGAAGUGUGGAACCCAUUGAGAGAGGAGUGUAAGGAAAUAGGUAACACAGUCGGAACCUCAUGUUUAUGAUAUUCUACUGACAUUCAAGAAAGCAUAUUAUACAGUUUACUUUAGCAGGUCUCUUAUGUAAUUGGGCAGAGCUACGAUAUUCCUUUAAAAAGAACACAAUCAACGGUGGCAGGCGCAGAGGCUUCAAAUUAUCAGCUAGUCUCUUGAGAAUGACACUCGUGAAGCGAUAACGCCUAAGGUAUCCAAUUCUCUACGAGAAGAACAACGUCUGAAGGGAAACCCUAUGAGAAAAUAAUCAUCAUUGGUGUUGAACAGAUAUCAUUGAAGUGAGAGAGGAAGCCAGUCAUCACUUGGUUUUUACCUGUAAUACGGCCAGAAUCAUUCCAUUGCUGGUGCAGUUUAUCUACUGUGUUUUGCAAAAACAAACUCCAGGGAUAAUCAUGUGUUUUGUCAUUGUGACAUCACGAUCCUUGUUAUGGUCGCUUUUAAGUAUAGCUGUUGUAUUAGGCCAUUUAAUUGCUCUUGGUCAACCCUAUUGGCUGAUUGGUGAAUCACGCAGUAAAUAUAUCGGAGACCACACGAAUGUGACGAGACCGGAGGGUGAAACAUCGGACCAGUGGAGCCCCUCCAUUGGAAUAUUUAAUAGCUGUCGGCAACUAACAAAGUUCUACCAAUUGCGACUGGGAUUACCGGACUCAAUUCGAUGUACUAUAUACACUAACAAUUUUUCGGGAAUUGCAAGUGGAUUUUGGAAGGCUUCCGUAGUGUUCUACGGAAUUGGUUUUAUGUUAUUGAGUUUUGUUUUUUGCGUGGCAUUUAUUAGUCUGUGUAAACGAAGCAUUUGUCAUAAAAGUAUCUUUACAGUAUCAGGAUUUGUACAAGCUGUUGCAGGGUUAUUUAUCAUCAUAGCUCUGUGCUUGUACCCCAUUGGAUGGGGAUCCGAGAGCGUGAAGCAAGUAUGCGGACAGGAUGCGGAUCCUUUCCAGGUUGGGGACUGCAGGAUCGGCUGGGCCUACUUCACGGCAAUGGGUUCCACAGUGUUAUUAUUUGUAUGCUCGAUUCUUUCUGUGCAGGCAGAUAUUUCUACCUCGCAAGAUGAAAUCCAGGAUGAGAUCAAUAAAGGGAAAUCACUGAUCUGUCUCUUUUGGUAGACUUCAACACAUGAAAUACUCAGUACUUAUUUGGAAGACGAAGCAGGAGGCGUAGGAGGACCAAAGUGCCUCAAAAUGUUCUGUUGUAGUCUAGAUAAUCCAAAUAUUGGAAGCUUAGCAUGAAAACAGAUUAUUAUUAAAGCCAUUACAAAACUAAUCAUGUGAGCAUUCCAUGAUACGAUUUUGAUUUUGUGACAUUUUGAUGCUAAUUAUAACUUAGCUUAAUCAAGUAUAAUUAGUGUCUAUCAGUCCUUGAGAUAGAGUAUAUUUAUGAUAAAUUAUCUUAUUAAUUGUUUUAAUACAUUGAUUGAUUUCACCGAAUCUAAGCAUAAGACAUGUCAGUCUGUUAUAAAUACAGUACAGUAUGUUAAUUAUGAUUUUUGUUGAACAUUUUCAAAUAGACAUUUUGAAACUAAGAAUACCAAAGAAAAAAAAUAUGAAUGAUUUACUCAAAAUGCAUAGAAAAUCUUGUUUAAUAGUGUUGUAUAGUUUCUUUUCCAAACACUGUAUCACAAAUUACCUUGAUUAGUUUGGGAAUAUCGUCCCAUAAAGAGAUGGAGAAUUGUUUAACAUUUAGCAGAAUGAGGGAGACAUCUUUAUAUUAAAAAUACAGUACCUACUAAUUAUUAAGUUAUGCGAGUUGUAUACUUAUCCAUAGGGUUAUUAUAGAAUAUAUUAUAUUUAAAGCUAAGAGAUUUAAUUGUUUCUUCAUAUAAAUUGUUAUUCAUUUGUAAUUCCAAUUUCCAAUUUGGGUUAAUUGUAGUUAACGAUUUGAUGAGGAAAAAAAAUUAUGUGUGGGACGAAGAAAAAAGGGUAGUAUUCAAAAUUUAAAUUGUUGAUUGCAAUUUGUAAACAAAAUAUUGUCCCUUGAAAAUGACAAAAAAAAUCAUAAAAAAAUAAUUUUUAAAUGCACUUGCUCAUUUUAAAGUAACAUACAAAUUAUUAACAUUAAUUAUUAUUAGCACAGAAAUUAUUUUAUUUUAAAAACGUGUACUGUACCCUGAUUUUAAAAAUGGAUAAUUAUGACAAAACAACCAGUGACUGGUAGUGUUUCUAUUUUUCGAUGUAAAAUUAUGGGUAAACGUUUUUUAAUACUCUAAUUUCUAUGUUCAAGUUGAUACCUUUAUGUUAAUUUAAAAUGGGAAGUUAAUUUCAAAAAAAUGAUUUUUAUGAUUUUUUGGGGGGAUAUUUUUCAUGGGACAAUACAUUUUUAAAUGUAAAAACUUACUGUUACUUUUCAUGGUCGCAUAGUUAGCUAGGAGCACAUCAUUGUGAGGGCGCUUGUCAAAAUCCCGUAUAGGAAAGUGUGACCAUUUCAGAAAAAAAAAUUGGGGUCACAGGGAGCCUUUUCCUCGACUCUGAUUGGGUAUUACAAAAAAACAAACACUCGGACGAUGUUCUCCAAUAGUUUCUGAUUCGGAAGAUGGAAUUCUCACCUUCAAGGCGUGCAGAGAGAGGAGAUAUCGCGUGUAGGCUUAGCUAGGUUGUACGCGCGGUGAAUGCAUAUGGUCACAAAUUCAAGAUAGGCCAAUGUGCAUAAAUCUGGACAAAUUAUUGUUUUAUUAAAUUUAGCAUAAAUCUGUAAAUAUUCAACCACUUUUUGUCAUCUAAACAGCAGAUUACUCACAUCAAUUGUUCUUUCCAUUGAAUUAAUGUGAAACUAUAUUUGAAGUCAAUUAAAGUUAUAACUUUUUGUGUGCUCCUAGCUAACAUAGCCCAUGUUGGUUCCCAUGAGAAAGCUGAAAUUUUUAGAUAUUAAUUUUUGAAAUAUGAUCAUGAAAUUAAUCCCAUAAUUUGCAGCAUUGUGUCAGAUACUGUGACAAAAACCUAGGCACAUCAUUCUUUCAUUGUGGUUACCAUGGUGAUAUGAAAAACCAAUUUCACUCAAGGUCAUUUUUAAAGAGGUUGUGAACUAAAGGAUGUUUUUAAUUUGUUACCAAAAUCACACUUUACACAUUAUAGGCCUAUUGUACAAUACAUUUUAUAUCUUAAGUUACUUAGUUUCUAUAUUUCUCAGUGAAGAUUUUGAUAUAAUCAGAGCCACAGGUUCUAAAGGAUGAUAUUAUGUGGCACAGACGCAAAUCGUGUUUCAGAGAUAAUGGCCAAAACAUGUUGAAAUGUCAACAUUUUGUAAAUCUAUUUUAUUGCACUAAACUAACCUUUAUAUAUCUAAGCAUCAUGAUAUGCUGUUAUUUUCCCCA
Molecule: messenger RNA, 3377 nt
Organism: Anneissia japonica
Lineage: Eukaryota; Metazoa; Echinodermata; Crinoidea; Comatulida; Comatulidae
Product: LHFPL tetraspan subfamily member 2a protein-like
Exons: 3
Coding region: 466-1176 (236 amino acids)
Cellular component (GO): membrane
Source: RefSeq, a predicted model, not a curated record